Molecule: messenger RNA, 2628 nt
Organism: Angiostrongylus costaricensis
Lineage: Eukaryota; Metazoa; Nematoda; Chromadorea; Rhabditida; Metastrongylidae
Source: the annotation of a GenBank genome assembly
AUGGUUCAACAUAAAGAAACAUCUCCACUCCACGGAAAUUUCGAAGUAGAUGAAAAAAAACUGCCUUUAAGACGACGAAAUGAUGCCAUCGAUGAACUAUUCAAUAACGAGGAUGGUGACGUUGAGGACGAAGAAGGAGAAAAUCUGUUUGGGGAUGAUAUGGAAAGGGAUUAUCGUCCACAACCGGAGCUUGAUGUCUACUCAGAGUCUGGGAUGGACGAUGCGUCUGAUUUGGAAGAACUGUCCAUAGGUGCGAGGCAAGCAGCAGAGAGAGAGAUGGCUCAGCGAGAUCAGCUUCUGGAUGACGAUGCUUUGUUUUAUGAGGAAGGAGACGACGAGCAGAGACAGCGAAGAAGGCGUCGUGUACCUGUGGCUGGUGAGGCUGAGGAUGUACCGAUGGAAGAGGAGGUUCCAAUCGAUAUUCUGGAAAACUUGAGAGGUCGUUCGACGAAGGAGCAUGUCUCGGAUGAGGCAGUAGCAAGGGAGAUAGAAAGAAGGUUCAAGAAUUUCCUGCGUGCGUUCAAAGAUCCAGUGACGAGAAAGGCGAAGUACUUACAGGCUAUGAGUCAAAUGGCGUCCGAGAACAAAGAGUCAUUAGAAGUUGAUUUCCGUGACUUAGCAGAUGAAGAUGGGGAGCCAAACAUUUGUUAUUUCCUGCCAGAAGCUCCUGUUCAGGUGCUAAGGAUCUUGGAUAAGGCCGCAACUGAUGUUGUCCUUACGAUAUACCCCUAUUAUGGGCGUGUCUGUGCAGAAGUCAAGGUACGAAUAACUCAUUUACCAGUUGAAGAAGAUAUCCGCAUGCUUCGACAGAUACAUUUGAAUAUGCUCAUAAAAACAAGCGGUGUCGUGACUGUUGCUACAGGUAUUUUGCCACAGUUGUCGGUUGUGAAGUACGACUGCGUUGCUUGUGGCUACAUACUUGGUCCAUUUGUUCAACGUGAAGACGAUGAGGUCAAGCCGACGAUCUGUCCAUCAUGUCAAGGGAGAGGUCCAUUUGAGCUCAAUGUUGAGAAUACCGUCUAUCACAAUUAUCAGCGUAUUACUAUCCAAGAGUCUCCGAAUAAGGUAGCAGCUGGUCGUUUGCCUCGUUCAAAGGAUUGUAUAUUGCUUGGUGAUCUUUGUGAUUCUUGCAGACCAGGCGAUGAGAUUGAGGUCACUGGAAUUUAUUCGAAUAAUUUCGACGGAGCUUUAAACUACAAGCAAGGUUUUCCUGUGUUCAACACACUUAUUCACGCUAACCAUAUCGCAAAUAAAGAUAAACUCGCUUGCAGCGAACUUACUGACGAUGAUAUGAAGGCAAUUCGUGAGCUCUCAAAGGAUCCACAUAUCGCUGAAAGGAUUUUUGCGUCUAUUGCUCCGUCGAUUUACGGGCACGAAUCUGUGAAACAAGCGAUUGCUUUGGCACUGUUUCGUGGAGAGGCAAAAAAUCCGGGUGAAAAGCACAAGUUAAGAGGAGACAUUAAUGUUCUUCUCUGUGGAGAUCCUGGAACUGCAAAGUCACAGUUUCUACGAUUUGCGGCUCAUACAGCCCCACGUGCAGUGUUGACAACUGGACAAGGUGCUUCUGCCGUUGGGCUGACUGCGUACGUCCAGCGUCAUCCCGUCACUCGUGAAUGGACAUUGGAAGCCGGUGCCAUGGUUCUCGCCGAUAAAGGUGUUUGUCUUAUCGACGAAUUUGACAAAAUGUCUGAUCAAGACCGCACCUCCAUCCACGAAGCAAUGGAACAGCAGUCAAUUUCAAUUUCUAAGGCUGGUAUCGUAACUUCACUUCAUGCUAGGUGUACCGUUAUUGCUGCAGUUUAUAAUGAACAUGUUUUCUACAAUCCUUCGCGUACUUUUGCUGAGAAUGUAGACUUAACGGAACCAAUUCUUUCUCGUUUUGACGUAUUAUGUGUGAUAAGAGAUACAGUUGAUCCUGUUGAGGAUGAGAGGUUGUCAAAGUUUGUUGUUGGGAAUCAUAUGAAACUGCAUCCUAAUCAUCAAGACUAUGCUAAAGAAGAUAAGGAAAAUGAGAGGAACGACGUAGAUGCUCGCACCGGAGUAGCACUUGUACCUCAAGAUCUUUUAAGAAAGUAUAUUCUUUUCGCAAGGGAUAAGUGUCAUCCUACUCUCGAUCAGAAAUACUCUGAGAAGCUAGCGUCGGUGUUUGCACAAAUGAGGAAGCAAAGUAUGGCUACCGGUUCGGUCGCAAUCACCGUUCGUCAUGUUGAAUCGAUGAUUCGUUUGGCAGAGGCACAUGCCAAAGUGUACCUGAGAUCGUAUGUAAAUGAUGAUGAUAUUCAAGCGGCAACGAGAAUUAUGCUUGAGAGCUUUAUUAGUACACAAAAAGCGUCAAUCAUGCGGCAAAUGAAUAAGGUAUUCUCCAAGUAUCUCAUAGGGAAUCGCUCGUCCAGUGAAUUACUUUUGUUCGUCCUGAAACAGCUUGUGAAAGAACAAUUGCGUUACGAAGCUGCUAGAGGCCGAGACGCCAGCACGGCGUCAAUUGCUAUUUCGGAGUCGGAUUUUAUCGACAAGGCUCAUCAACUAAAAAUCGAAAAUGUGAAGGCUUUCUAUUCGUCCGAUCUUUUCAAUGCUCAUCACUUCAGCUACGACCCAAAUCUUAAGCAAAUAACACAAACAAUUUUUUAA